Messenger RNA from Didymodactylos carnosus, 3072 nucleotides. The record is from the annotation of a GenBank genome assembly. Lineage: Eukaryota; Metazoa; Rotifera; Eurotatoria; Philodinida; Philodinidae.
AUGUUCAGACGUUUCAUUCACUGUAUUUACAAUCAAAAAACAUUUUCUCUAUAUUUUGUCAGAUAUUUGUAUGAUUUACUACAACGAAAUCAAACGGUAUCUGAUACUAAUCGAGAUUUAUUAAUUGACACAUUAUGGCGUAUAUCAGAAAUAUUAAUAUGGGGUGAUCAAAAUGAUAGUUCUGUAUUUGAUUUCUUUUUGGAAAAAGGCAUGCUCAAUUAUUUUUUGAACUAUAUGCGUCAAAAACAUGGCCGAUAUAUUUGUGUUCAAUUGUUACAGACAUUAAAUAUAUUAUUUGAAAAUAUUCGUCAUGAAACAUCUCUAUACUAUUUAUUAUCGAAUAAUCAUAUCAAUAAUAUAAUUAUGCAUAAAUUUGAUUUUGCUGAUGAAGAAAUUACAGCCUAUUACAUAUCAUUUCUUAAAACAUUGUCGUUAAAACUCAAUACAUCUUCAAUUAAUUUUUUUUAUAACGAGCGUAACAAUGAUUUUCCAUUAUAUGUUGAAGCAAUCAAAUUUUUUAAUCAUCCAGAAACAAUGAUUCGUAUUGCUGUUCGUACAUUAACACUCAACGUAUACAAAGUUCCCGAUCAUGCAAUGCAUCGUUUUAUAUUAGAUCGUACAGCAACACAAUAUUUUUCAAAUUUUGUAUGGUUUAUACGAAAUCAUAUAAUUGAUUUUGAUAAUUUAAUACGAAACAAUCGCGAUGUUAACAAUCGUGGUUAUUUGACAUGUGGACUUGAAGAAUAUCUCGAUCAUUUACAUUAUUUACAAGACAUAUUCUUAUUAAACGUUGAUAGUUUAAAUGUUGUAUUAAAAAACCAAUUAAUGAAUCGUUUACUUAUACCUGUAUACGUCUUUUCGUUGAUUAAACGAGAUAAAUUUUGUAGCUUGAAGGAUCCUCGCGUUACGAUCGAUCAAACAUUGGCCUUUUUCCUUCUUGCAGAUAUAUUUCUUGUUAUUCAAUAUAUGCCGAUUGUUGAACAAUUAGCUAGUAUUAUUUUAUCGGCUGAUAUUGAGACAGUCGAAGCGAUACAGAGAAGAUUUGGCGAACAGGUAGUGUAUACAACACCUCCUGUUCCUCUUGAUGUCUGUCUGACACAGUCAGAUUCUAAAGAAAAAUUGAGUCGACAAUCUCCGGCAGAUGGUGUUUUAUUAAACGUUGUCGAUAUUGAUAAUAAUAAUAUUUUACGAUGUUCUGAGAAUGAUAAAAAUACAAGUACAAAUUUCUCUCCAUCUCCACCACUCUCGUCAAGUUCAUCAUCCAUAAGUCGAGAUCAUUCGCCUCAAAAAUUGAGUACAUCUCUUACACCAUCCUCGAAUUCAUCAGUAACACCUAAAACAGAAUCCUUAUUUGUAUCAAAUUGGACAGAUGAUGAAAAAUGUAAACGACAAUUGACGCGUACAUCAUUCAACGAUUUACAGUUAGCACAACGACCAUAUUUUGAAGCAUUGAUCAAUGCACUUAAUUGUAUAGACAAUGAUCAACAAUGUUUUUAUGCUCUCAGUUUAAUAUAUACAAUGUGUAAUAAUCCAUUUGUUGAUAGUAUUAUUUUGGAAUCUGUUGGUUUAACAAUGAAAUCGAAAGAAAAACAAUUUUAUAACAGUAUUAUAAUGGAUCAAUUAUGUGAAAUUCUUAAAUUGUCAACAAUGCCAGAUUCAAAGAUUCGUCUUGUUACAUUGGAUUUAACUAUUAAAAUAUUGAAAAAUUUUGUUUACGAUGAACAGAAAUGUACAUCAUCAUUAUCCGAUCAUCAUUUAGCUUGUGUUGAACAAGCACAUGAACAAGCAACAGAAGAUUUAAGACGACAUUAUAAACAUCAAGAAAUGUUUUUAGAUUUAUUUGAAGAUGAAUAUCGUCAAAUUCAAAUUAAUCCUAUUCGACUUGAAUAUGUACUAAAAGAUGCUUGUAUGUUAUUACCGCCUACGACAACACCAUUGAGUGGAAUUGAAUUUACAAAACGUUUACCAUCGGGUGAUAUUGAACGAGCGAGAAGAUCAAUUCGUAUAUUUUUUUUGUUACGUUCGUUAUCAUUAGACUUAAGUUUAACAACUGAAACUCUAUUACCAUUAGUACGUCAAGAAAGUUUAGUAAAAGAAAAUGAUGUACUCGAUUUAAACAAUAGUGAUUUGAUUGCAUGCACUGUUCAUAUGAAAGAUAAAAAAGAUCGUCGAUUUCUCGUCACAGAUCCACUGCAAUUUAUUUUGAUUGAACCUGAUAUAAAACGUUUAGGUUGGGGUAUUGUUAAAUUUUGUGAUCUGAUGCAGGAUGUAGAAGUGACCGGUGAUAAAGAAGAUAGUCGAUCAUUACAUAUUACAAUUCAUAAACCUGCAAAUAAUGUUUAUGUUAAAUCAAAUCCAUCUGCUUUGAAUGCAAAAUUUACAUUUGAUGACCAUAUUCGUUGUAUGACUGCAAAACAAAAUUUAACAAAAGGACGUCAACGAGCACGUGCCACAAAAAUGCAAACAAUUGCGCAAAUCUUGGAAAUUCCAGAUUUAUCGCCAAAUAUAAAUCAAUCUUUUCUUAAUCCUGCAAUGGGUGCAACAUUUUCUCAAACAAUGUUAGGAUUUCCAUCUUCCAGUUUGACAGGUCAACCUGGAUUAUUCAAUCAUCCAGGUCGUGCUGCAUUAAUUUCUGGUCCAAAAUCUCAACCUGUUACCACAAAUUCACUGUCAACAAGUCGAUCUAUUGCAUCCAGUACAAAUACUUCGUCCUCGCCAGUUUUAAGUCAGAUUACCAGUAGAAGAUAUUCAUUAUCGCGAGCGAUUUCUGAACAAUCAAAUUCAACUGAGAACAGAAAAUUUACGGAUAAUGAGAUUACCAACUAUAACAAUCACAAUACAAGUAGAAAAACAUCACUCACGGUUUACGGCGAUGGAUCUCAAUCUCAAGCACAUAAAAAUUUGGAUGAUUUGCCUAGUGAAACUUCAUCCUCAUCGAGAUCAAAUACAAUCAAAUCUCUGAUACCUGCUCAAGAAGCACCGGUUAAUUUACUUGAACAACCCAAUAUAAAAGAAAAAGCAAUGGUCCAAAUACUUUCUCCACAGUAUGAACGAGUGAGUAAAUCUUGCUAA